Messenger RNA from Gossypium raimondii (Peruvian cotton), 2686 nucleotides. RefSeq names its product ubiquitin-like domain-containing protein CIP73. Gene Ontology annotation, cellular component: BAT3 complex. Lineage: Eukaryota; Viridiplantae; Streptophyta; Magnoliopsida; Malvales; Malvaceae. The record is from RefSeq and is a predicted model, not a curated record. Gene Ontology annotation, molecular function: misfolded protein binding; polyubiquitin modification-dependent protein binding. The coding region runs from base 278 to 2443 and encodes 721 amino acids. The transcript is spliced from 16 exons.
UACACCUUAUUUUUUUGUUCAUUUAUUUCUCUCUCGUCUAUUAUCGUCUUCCUCCUACCAUCGUCCCUCUUCUCUCUCUCUCUCGUCUCUGCAAAUCAGUUUUUUUUUUUCCUUCUCUUCUCAUCUCAGUUCUCACCCACCGCCGUGUCCGCUGGUUUCUGCCGGAUCUGACCUGUAUCCCGUGUCGGAUCGUAUCGACACGGGUACUGCACCCCAAAUUGCCGAGUCCAGGUUCAUUGUUUUCCUCGAUUACGGGUUUUUGUGUGGUCAGAGGAAAAUGGGAAGCACCAGUGCUCAUAAAGUCCCCAGUGAUACAGAAAUGGAAGGUUCUGAGGCCACGAUAGAAAUUAAAAUAAAAACAUUGGACUCUCAGACUUAUACUUUGAGAGUGGAUAAACAGAUGCCAGUUCCUGCACUAAAAGAACAGAUUGCUUCUGUAACUGGUGUGUUGUCAGAGCAACAACGGCUAAUCUGUCGUGGAAAAGUUCUAAAAGAUGAUCAGCUCCUUUCUGCAUAUCAUGUCGAGGAUGGUCACACCUUGCACCUGGUGGUCAGGCAGCCAGUUCCACCAUCAUCUGAUGGCUCACCAUAUCAUUCAGCAAAUGAUCCUGCGUCAGGUACAAGUCGUGGUCAUAGUAAUCAUGCCCCAAGUUUUGUCAUAGAGACUUUUAAUGUGCCUGAUCAAGGGGAUGGGGUUCCUCCUGAAAUCAGUCGGCAGAUUGUUUCUGCUGUUCUUGGCUCUUUUGGGUUCGCAAAUAUGGCAAGUGGAAAUACUGGGAGUGAUGCCAGGGAUCAUGGUUCACAAAGACAGGAAAGAACGUCUGGUGGUAGUGGCAUGCCAGAUUCAUCCCAAGCUCAAACUGAGCUAGCCAGCAUGACAAGUCAAUCAGAUAGAGCCCAUAGUGCUUUUGGACUUCCAGCGGCGGUUUCCUUGGGGUCUAUGCAGCCUCCUGUAAUUCCUGAUUCUUUGGCUACAUUGUCCCAAUAUCUUAGUCAUAUACGGAACGAAUUUGAUGCCCUUGGUAGAGCUGGUGGAAAUGAUUCUCAGACAGCUCCCAUGAGUAGGACUGGAUCUAGAGAUUCUAAUUCUGCAUCAAAUUCAGGAACUGUACAUGAAGGUCUUCCUACACCUGCAUCUUUGGCGGAAGUGUUACUCUCUACCAGGCAAAUGCUCAUUGAACAAGCUGGAGAAAGUGUACAACAACUUGCAAGGCAACUGGAGGAUCAAGUAAAUGUGACUGACCCCUCAGCAAGGCUGAUUGCACAGACCAAUGCAUUGAGAACCGGAGCUUUACUGCACAACCUAGGCUCACUUUUACUUGAGCUUGGUCGUACAACCAUGACACUACGCUUAGGUCAAACACCAUCUGAAGCUGUUGUUAAUGCUGGCCCUGCAGUUUUCAUAUCCCCUUCUGGUCCAAACCCUCUCAUGGUUCAGGCUCUUCCUUUUCAACCAGGAACUAGCUUUGGUGCCAUCCCUGUGGGAACUGUCCAGCCUGGAUCUGGUUUGGUUAAUGGACUUGGGACUGGGUUUGUUCCUAGGCGUAUUGACAUACAAAUACGAAGAGGUUCAUCAAUGGCAACACCGAAUACUCGAGAGGAACAUCCCCCAAACCAAUCAGGUCAAAGCAACCAAUCAAUGGUUUCUGACAGUGAGAAUCGUAGCAGUCAAACAACUUCAAGGGUCUCAGAUACGCCAUCUUUUGCUGGAGAAUCUGGAGUGCGGGUGGUUCCUAUUAGGACCAUGGUUGCUGCUGUACCUGCUCCGUUGGGUCGCCUACCUUCAGAGUCUUCUGGUAAUUCUGUGGGAGUAUACUACCCAUUACUUGGAAGAUUACAGAACAUAGCUCCUGGACACGUAAGUGGUGAACGGGGACCUCAAGCAUCUGGUGAGCAUCCAUCUUCUGGUGCUCAACCUGAGCUGCUUCGUAUUCCUGAAUCUGCAGUGCAACAUCAAAGUUCAGAAGAGUCUGCAAGAGAUGGUUCAUUACCGAAUGCUAAUUCAAGACAACAGGAGCGUCCUAAUACACGCAGUGUCAAUAUCAGCAUUCUAGCUGCUGGCAGAACUGAAAACAACCAAGACUCUGAGAGACAAAGUCCUAGUAAUGUUCUUCAGUUUCUAAGGACAAUUUUCCCUGGUGGUGAAAUUCAGGUAGAGGAAGCGAGUUCACAAGGAACAGCUAGAGAUUCUGUCCGAGGGCAAGCAGAAGCAUCCAAUGUUGCUCCAGCAGCUGAGACAAGUAUUACUAAUCAAGGGGUGUUUUUAUCUAAUUUGCUUCAUCAGAUCAUGCCAUACAUAUCUCAGCAUGCGGGUUCACAACGAAGUACUCCCGAAGAAGCAACUACUUCUGCCCCGGCUGACCUCUCUAGUACCGGGAAUUCACGCAGACCAAAUGACACUGAACAAAAUCCACCGAACUCGAAACGUCAGAAGACGGAGUAACUUAUCAAGAGGACGAUUUACCGAAGCUUCCCGUGGUUAUGAAAAUUCGUAAUUGCUGAUUUGAGAACUUUCUUGGUAUAUGAACAGCGGCAUGACUUAUAUGUUAAAAUGUGGUAAUAUCAUGGUCCUUUUUAUUGCAAAAAUGAGAUGACAUUCUAUUAUUUAUAUUAUAGGGGAAAUUUGUAGUCACAUUUUUUUUGGUUUUUGACUUUUAUAACAUAGUAGUAAUGUUGUUUUAUUGAA